Molecule: messenger RNA, 327 nt
Organism: Tremella mesenterica DSM 1558
Lineage: Eukaryota; Fungi; Basidiomycota; Tremellomycetes; Tremellales; Tremellaceae
Exons: 2
Coding region: 1-327 (108 amino acids)
Source: RefSeq, a predicted model, not a curated record
AUGUCAGACCCUACGACCGGUGCCGCUCCUGCUGUUGAGACAACUGCAAAUCCUACCUCUGCUACGGCCACGGGACAACAAGAUGCCCUGGACAAAGGCGUCAGUGCUGCUUUGGGCAAAGCCGGACACGGUCAAUCAGCAAGUACCACCGAGAAGAUUUCCGAUGGAUUGAGAGGUGCUUUCAAGAAGGUAAGUCAUUCAAACUUCCUCCUCGCCAACCUCCCUGUCACCGAUGACAAUAUCCCCUGUCUUUGCACUGUGCGCUCGGUCGUGUCAGAGGAAUGCGAAAUUAGGGACUGUAGCUGGGAACAAGGAGUCAAGAGCUGA